GGAACGUAGUGAAAAUAGUUUGCCUUGCAGUCCAAAGCAUUGCUAGUAAGUUUAUAUUAACAAUACAUUAUUAUGGUAUUUUGAGAUUCGAAAGGGUAGGGUGUUGCAAUAGAAAAUAGAAAACGACUGUCCAAAAGCGAGACAAACUAAUUUCUACGAAAUUACUUGUCGAACAUUGCAGGGGAUGCACCUAUUUUUGAAAUAUGGAUGUGCCAAUAUGGGUUGCCUUUUUAAACAUAUUUCAAUUUCAGUUUAAUGUUUUUGUUGUGUUAUGAGUUGCUAAAGAAUACACGCAUGUGCGUGUCUUUUCCGGUUUGAUUUUCUUGUGUGUUCAGAUCAGGUGUUUUGAACAAAUCAUAAUAGGCUUUUUGCUACAUUCACACGUCAAGUUACUGACUUGUGCAGGUUUAAAAACUUCAGCCUCAUUCGAGUUUUAUAAACAGAAUGUACGCGUUGAAACACAAGUGAACACGAGAUAAACAGAAGACUGGGGAGUUCAUUGAGAACUUGACUGUAGCUUGCUCAAGAAAAUACAGAAUAAAAUAUCAUUAUAUCCAUCUUAAACAGCAGCUGUGGUUGACUGUGAGGAACACCCUGCUGUGUCAAUGUAAGGCUGCAGGGAGCAGAACCUAACUCAAGAUAUCAGAGCGACGAAAACGAGCAAAAAGCAAUUUUUAAAAUCUACCUCAGAAAACCGGAAUCUACCCCUGGGUGCUUAGUUGAACGGUGCCUUGCUCCAGGAUACAGCCCGGAUGGCUCUCAUUGAAGGAGUGGGGGACGAGGUGACCAUCCUGUUUGCACUUCUGCUGGUACUGCUGGUGCUGGUGCUGGCAUGGGUAUCCACUCACACCAGCGACCGCAGCGAGCAGCUCUUCCAGUCUGCUGGACCCCAGAGCAUGCUCGGAGAGACAGCAGCAUCCGACACGGACCUCAAUGAAACGUCGGAGGAGAAGAAGAGCAGUGACCAGGAGGAGGAGAGGAGCAGCCGGGGGGAGGUCGGCUCAGGAAAUGACGGGAUACGACACAGAGAGACAGCGGCCCCUGCUGCAGCUAGCAGCCAGACCAGCCCCCUCUCUGACAUACCACAGCCUCUCACUUCAAGUGCCAACAACCAGCCAUCCGAGGCUGACCCCACUCAUGAUAGGAACAUGGUGCUCCGGCUUAAAUUCCUAAACGACACUGAAAGAGUGGCCCAAGUAAAACCGGAGGACACUAUCGGUUACGUCAAAAGGGCUUAUUUCCAUGGUCAGGAGCACCAGGUGCGGUUGAUAUACCAGGGACAACUUUUACAAGAUGAUGCCCAGACGCUGUCCUCCUUGAACCUGGCAGACAACAGCGUCCUGCACUGCCACAUCUCCCAGCACGCCAUGGCGCAGGCUCCAGUGGGGGUGCGGGCGGCCGACCAAGUCCACGCCGUCCUCAACGUGGGCAGCCUCAUGGUGCCCCUCUUCAUGCUCAUGCUGUCUGUGCUCUGGUACUUCCAGAUCCAGUACCGCCAGUUCUUCACGGCCCCCGCCACUGCUUCACUCGUGGGCAUCACCGUCUUCUUCAGCUUCAUGGCGUUUGGAGUCUACCGCCGAUAAAUCCGCUGCCACACUCUCGCAUCCCCAGCCCAGCUUCUACUGCUGUUGAUCACCUGUGUGCAUUCCAGCCUUUCCCAGGGUGGACUGGGGUGGGGGAUGGGGCGUGUCCUUACUCAUAUACAAUACAUUGCAUACUAGAAAUACAUUAGGAGACACUGUACUGUCUUGAUUAAAUGAAAUCAAUCAAUUUCUUACCUGUACCAAGCCAAUAUGAUGUUUUAUGAGCUCAGCUGUCAUGAAGUUGACGUUGAUGCGUUGUAGUGUUGGGCUCUGCCGAGGCUACGUGCCCCCAAGUAGCAACAUUGCUUUUUAUUUUCUCCCCAAACGAAGAGAUGAUACCUCUUAAGAUCUAUCUGGACUGGAAGCAUAACUGACAUAACAUAGGGGUUUUAAAGCAAAAGAGAAUAUAUUAAAUAAUUCUUUAUUUA
Messenger RNA from Polyodon spathula (Mississippi paddlefish), 2011 nucleotides. Its product is annotated as transmembrane and ubiquitin-like domain-containing protein 1. Gene Ontology annotation, molecular function: protein binding. Bases 753 to 1583 code for a protein of 276 amino acids. The transcript has 4 exons. The record is from RefSeq and is a predicted model, not a curated record. Lineage: Eukaryota; Metazoa; Chordata; Actinopteri; Acipenseriformes; Polyodontidae.